Messenger RNA from Eimeria necatrix, 3396 nucleotides. RefSeq lists its product as hypothetical. NCBI's taxonomy places the organism in Eukaryota, Apicomplexa, Conoidasida, Eucoccidiorida, Eimeriidae. Bases 1 to 3396 code for a protein of 1131 amino acids. The transcript has a single exon. The record is from RefSeq and is a predicted model, not a curated record.
AUGAGAGCUCUUCGCGCACUCACACUGGUGCUUUCUUGUGGCUUGUACAAGUACAACGGCGAAAUUGUUCACAUGCUGGCUGGCUGGCGGGACCCCAACAUAGUCCCGAUCAAGAGUUUGUACGAAGUCACAACCAUAAGGAACUACUUCGCGGAGUUGCUGGCAGACCGCUCGCCGCUGGUGCGCAUGUUUUUCUUCGACACUGUUGGCUACUGGCUGCUCAAUUUGCAAGAUAAAGCGGACUACGAAACUUGGCUAUUUCCUUACUUGCUGAGCGGGCUCUUUGAUUCAUUCCGGCCCAUUCAGCAGCUCGUGUUUCUCCUUUUGGAGCAGCUCGGGAGGCACUACGAGCAACUUCACGAAAAGGAUUUGAGGGAAAUCAAACAACUCGGCACUCCGGACUUGUGGAGCUACGGGGGAAAAGCCUUUCUGUCUUUUCCCCUGGGCGGCUGCUGGGCCGUUUCGGGCGCUGCCAAAGCGCGCGAAGAGGCGCAGCAAUUUGCUGCUUUCGUCAGCUCCUACACUGAGCGCCUGCAGUCUCUGGGCAUCGAAGGAUUUUCUUUAGUUGAAAAAAAACAAAAUCAACUCACAGUCCCCGGCGAGGAGCUCGUGGGCGACCCCCCCAGGCCCUGCCUGGGAGCCCGCACUAUGGUUCGGAUAUAUUUCCGGCGUUUUGCAAAAACCCUUUUUCAGUCCGUUUCAGAUUUCAAAGAAGUUUCCCAAACCGCUUCCGCCCGCCUCCUGGUGGUUUCUUUCGCCUUUAUAGAAGAAGCUGCUGUGGAAUGGCUGGACAGCUGCUUUGCAAUUUGCUGCAGAGUCCUCGCGGCGCCGCAGCAGCAUGCAACAGCAGCAGUGGAGUCGCACAGAGUGGCUCUGCAGCUCUUGGGGGCCUUUGCCGACCCGGAAAACUACUGGGAAGUUGCAAAAGAAGCUUUAAGGGAGAACGUUCUCCAGGAACUUCAAGUUCAAGUUGCAACGCUCAGCAGUCUGGCCUUGAUGCUACAAGGAUCCUUCAUGGUUCUCAAGAAAGCCGCCGACCCGAGCCUUGGCCUGGGCCGCCUGGGGCCAGUUUUGCCUGAAAUUGCCCAGGCGCUUUCUUCCAGUCAUUUGCUUCAAGAGCCGUAUCUGCGUUUUGCUGCUGAGGGCCUGACGCAGCUUGUGCAGGUUCUGGUGUCUGGAGUUCGAGGGCAAAACGAAACUCUUUCGGAAGAAACCUGGCAUCAUUUGCUCAGUGUAACUUGCUGUUUAGCAGCACCUCCGAGGUGUCUGGAAGGAGCAGAAAACAGCCAGCUGCAGCCCCAGCUGCAGCAGCUAAUGACCGACUUGGCUUGUUGCCGCAAAGCUACAAGGCGCAUGCCGCAGCCCCACAGCGACGCAGCCACACUGUGGGCCUCAGUGGACAUUCUGCGGGGCAUCCCGCCGGCCAACUUAGCUGCUCUCAGCACCUACAUAAUCCACUUGCCCAGCUGCCGCCUCCUUGAAGAAAAAACUUUUCAAGUUCUUUUCGGAAAGCUGCAGCAAUGUGCGGCAGCAACAGAGGAAGCUGCCACGAGGCGCAGCUGCAGGCGGGCGGCUCUGCGGCUCGUGAUGCGCCUUGCGCAGCUAGGCGCAGCAAGCAGCAGCAGCAGCACAGACGCUGGGACCCAGAUGCCACAGCAAAAGUGCCCAGCGGCAUCUCCAACCGCUGUUUCACGCCCCAGCAGCUCGGGCGUUGCGGGGACUGCAGUAGCAACAACAGCAGCAGCAGACAGCAGCAGCGGCGCCGAACUGCAAAACGGCGAAGACGAGGAAUCAGAACCUGUGCGGAAACUCCUCGACUGCCCGGUGGCAGCGGCCGCCGGCGUGCUGCAGCAGCUGCUGCUGCGGCUGCUGCAGCAAGUGGAAUGCGCCGAAGACGCGCAAGACGCCCUAGCAGCCCUGACAGAACUUUUGACGCUGCCGGGCCUGGAUAAUGUGAAUUGGGGAGAAGCGGUGCAGCAGCUGCUGCUGCUGUCGGGGCUUUCUCAGGACUUGGCCCGCUUUCUGGGCUGCCCGUUUCUGCAUACUAAGCUAUUUCGCAGCGCAUGCAUGAACUACGCUCAUCAUUCUGCUGCCACUUAUCCAGACAAGAAUCCCGGCGCAGUUCUGGAAGAAAUGCCACUGGGCAAGCGGCGGGAGCUGCGGCUUGCUGCGCUGCGAGCUGCAGCAGAACUCAAACAGCAAGCUGUGCUGCUACUGCGCCUCUGCCUUCCCAUGCUCGCUGAAGAUCGUAACAGCCUCUCAGCCCUCGUCUACGGCACCUUUGCUGCGCUGCAACCGCCCAGCAAGCUGCAAAAGCGGCCGGACGCAUGCAAGAUGGGCUGCUGCGAUGCUGCCAAAGAGCACGGAGGCACUGCUGCGAAUGCUGCUGCAGACGGUGCUGCAGGUACUGCUGCAGACGGUGCUGCAGGUACUCCUGCAGACGCUGCAGCAGAUGGUGCUGCACGAGCUGCAGCAGACGUUGCUGGAGAUACUGCUGCAGGAAAUGUUGCAGACGCUGCUGCAGACGCUGCUGAAGACGCUCAUGCAGGCGCUGUUGCUGCGGCUGCUGCAGACUCCGCUGCAGAAGCUCCUGCAAAUGCUGCUGCAGAAGCUGCAGCUGGCGGUGCUGCAACCGCUGCUGCAGACUCUGCUGCAGACAUUGCUGCAGGCCGGUCGAGCGACACUGACAAUCAGCCAAAUGCGAAUGAAAUAGAAAGGACGAAUGAAGAAGAGGCUGAGGGAAAAGAGGAGGUGUGCAGUUUUGCCCAGUGUACAGUAUCUUUGCCGUUUGAGGCUCAGAGCCCUUGGCUUUUGUUCCAGAUUGCAAGUUGCCUCUUUGAUACUAUUUCCCUCUGGAUAGUUCCAGAGAGGGGGCUUCCCAAUGAAGAAGAGGGCCUUCGGAAAUCCAAACAAGUCUUUGAAAUGUGCAGCCCAGACUCGCUGCUGAUGCCGCGGCUGCUGGCGCUUCCGAUGUACAGCCACCUCGAGCGGCUCCACGCAAACCGCCGCCUCCUGGAGCUGCUCUCAGAAAGCUGUCUUUGCCAGGCAGUGGACAGCUGCGUGCGGCAAAUUUUGGACCUUAAGGGCUCGUUUUCUGAGGGCUUUGAGGCUUAUUUGGAGGCGCCAGAGGGGCCUCCCGGGGCCCCUUCUGGGGCCCCCAAAACCCUGAAGGAAGCGGUCGCGGCAGCCAAAAAACAGGCCGCUGCUGUCUCCCUAGAAACCCAAAAAAUGCAGGCGAUCGCUGCAAUCACACAGCUCCUCAAACUCUUUGGAAUUGUCUGCCCCAGCGCUCUUCAAGAGUGCCUUCGGCAGUAUGAGGCUCGAGGCCGUUUCAGCCGCUGGGAGCUCUUAAGUCGAAUCUUUAAAGACACCAACGGCUCGCUUUCUGACAAUUAA